This is a messenger RNA of Thamnophis sirtalis, 393 nucleotides long. The record is from RefSeq and is a predicted model, not a curated record. Lineage: Eukaryota; Metazoa; Chordata; Lepidosauria; Squamata; Natricidae.
AUGUCUUCAGAUCCCUCAAGGCCUGGAUCUUCUGGAGCACCUGGCAUUCCUCCCGUCCCAAGACCUGACAGUCCAUUGGUUCCAGUUCCAGAGAAACCAUGGCCAGAAGGACCACCAAAACCAGUAGGCCCUCAGUCCUUGGGGCCUCUAGUGCCUGGAAAACCUUGGCCAGAAGGUCCCCCUGUAUCACCACAUCCCCCGCAGCCCAAAUUUCCACAACCACCAAAGCCCUUGGGGCCUCACAACCCGGGACGAAUUCCUGGAUCACUUAAUCCCCCACUUCCUGAUGAUCCUUACCCACCCUUACCCCUGCUGCCAAUGGCCCCUUGGCCACCGCUGCCUGAGCGGGAUGGUUUAGGAAAUCGUCCUGAAGAUCGUUCUGGGGAGGAUUAA